GCAUUUAUUCAAGUUUUACUGGCAAGUGGUGAGUUAACUUGGCCAUCAGCAAUAUGAAGCUCUGUUUACUACUUCCACUUUUGGUGACGUCAAUUUCGGGACAGUCAUUGGUCAAUCCACCGCCACGAGAUUGCAGAGAACAGGGUUUCAAAGGAAAUGGACCAGCAUCCAGUGUGACAUUACCCCAAUAUGAAGAAGGAGAGGUUAUGUUGGUAAAGGCAAAUUUGGCGGCAGCGAACGGAAACUUCGAGUUUUAUCUGUGUCCGGAAGCGGAUCCUGAUAGUGAAGAGUGUCUCGUGAGAAUUCCAUUAGAGGUAGAAGACUUGGGAAAUCAAUUUGACCUCAGUGAGAUAGCUACUGCAGGACUUUACGAAAUAAACCUGCGGUUACCAGAGGGAAUUACAUGUGAAGCCUGUGUCCUGAAGUGGGUCAUGUCCAUCAACGGAUGUAAUGCAGACGAUGACAAUGACUGUAUUACUUUAAGGGAUACAGUGUGCGCUGACAUUUCAAUCGUUAGUAAAUCAGACCGGAAGCUCCGAGUCUGGGAUUUCGUUAAACAAGCUUUCGGUCACGCGAUGAAAGGCGCUGCCGAAAACAUGUUGGAUCAUUAAAUAACCAGGCUUACUAUAGCUGAACAAUGGUAUAUCCUCUGUUGCGUGAACCAAAGACAAACCUUGAAACAAAUCUAGAGAAAAAAAAGAAAAAAAAAUUCUGAUAACUAAAUAGUAUCUCUAACGCUACGUGAAAAAAAAACAACCUUGAAACAAAACAACAAGAGCAAAAUUUUUACCAUAUAAUAAUACGUAUCACUUUAAAAGCGUUUUACUUUUUGUCUGAUCAUUACCACUGUUCUCAACUAGUAAAUAAAAUCAUUAAAGAUCCCCUUAGCAAUAACUUUUCUUGACUUUUUUAGCAUUAGCAAUAUUUCAAGGAACUUCCCCAAUUACAAAUACGUUUAUUCACGUAAAGAAGAUUAUGUACGAAAAUGAUUACCCAUUUAAACUAACUAGUAUAUGCAACUGAACAGUUGGUGUUUUCAAUAAAGUCAAAGACAA
Messenger RNA from Macrobrachium nipponense, 1055 nucleotides. RefSeq lists its product as uncharacterized. The transcript has 7 exons. NCBI's taxonomy places the organism in Eukaryota, Metazoa, Arthropoda, Malacostraca, Decapoda, Palaemonidae. The coding region runs from base 54 to 611 and encodes 185 amino acids. The record is from RefSeq and is a predicted model, not a curated record.